CGGAGCCUGCGGGCCAUGGCCGGGCGCGAGGCCCGGGCGCUGCUGGCGCUGGGCGCGCUGGCCGCCUGCGCGGGGCUGGCGGGCGCGGCGGGCGCGCGGCGCGGGGGCGGCCUGCCCUUCGAGUACCACCGCUACCCCGAGCUGCGCGAGGCGCUGGUGGCCGUGUGGCUGCAGUGCGCGGCCGUCGCCAGGCUCUACUCGGCCGGGCGCAGCGCCGAGGGCCGCGAGCUGCUGGUGCUCGAGCUGUCGGACAACCCGGGCGUCCACGAGCCGGGUGAGCCGGAGUUCAAGUACAUCGGGAACAUGCACGGCAACGAGGCGGUCGGGCGGGAGCUGCUCAUCCUGCUGGCCCAGCACCUGUGCAACGAGUACCAGCAGGGGAACGAGACCAUCGUGAACCUGGUGCACAGCACGCGCAUCCACAUCAUGCCGUCGCUGAACCCUGACGGCUUCGAGAAGGCCGCCUCGCAGCCUGGUGAGCUCAAGGACUGGUUUGUGGGUCGCAGCAAUGCGCAGGGAAUAGACCUGAACCGGAACUUCCCGGACCUGGACAGGAUCGUUUACGUGAACGAGAAGGAAGGGGGCCCAAACAACCACCUGCUGAAAAACAUGAAGAAGAUUGUGGACGAAAACACAAAGCUGGCGCCCGAGACCAAGGCGGUCAUCCACUGGAUCAUGGACAUCCCCUUCGUGCUGUCCGCCAACCUGCACGGCGGUGACGUGGUGGCCAACUACCCCUACGACGAGACGCGCAGCGGCAGCACCCACGAGUACAGCUCCUGCCCGGACGACGCUGUCUUCCGAAGCCUGGCGCGCGCCUACUCGGCCUUCAACCCCGUCAUGUCCGACCCCGGCCGGCCGCCCUGCCGCAGGAGUGACGACGACAGCAGCUUCGUGGACGGGACCACCAACGGCGGCGCGUGGUACAGCGUGCCUGGCGGGAUGCAGGACUUCAACUACCUCAGCAGCAACUGCUUUGAGAUCACCGUGGAGCUCAGCUGCGAGAAGUUCCCACCCGAAGAGACGCUGAAGAGCUAUUGGGAGGAUAACAAAAACUCACUCAUUAACUACCUGGCCCAGGUACACCGUGGGGUUAAGGGGUUUGUGCGCGACCUGCAGGGGAACCCGAUCGCCAACGCGACCAUCUCCGUGGAGGGCAUAGACCACGACGUGACAUCCGCCAAGGACGGGGACUACUGGAGACUGCUCGUGCCUGGGAACUACAAGCUCACGGCCUCGGCCCCCGGCUACCUGGCAACAACGAAGAAAGUGGCGGUCCCUUACAGCCCCGCCGUUGGGGUUGAUUUUGAGCUGGAGUCAUUUUCCGAAAGGAAAGAGGAGGAGAAGGAAGAAUUGAUGGAAUGGUGGAAAAUGAUGUCGGAAACUUUGAAUUUCUAAAAAGGCUUCUAAUUAGCUGCUUUUAAUCUAUCUAUCUAUAUAAUGUAGUUUGAUGUAAUGUGGCCAUUUUAUUUUAGAUUUUGUGCAGUUAAUAUUUAACGUUGGCUUAUUUUUUAAUCACUAAAAUAUCAAUUGAUGUUACUUAAAAUAGAGUGUUAGGUGAAAAUACAAGAACUUGAUCUAUUUCAUUCUCUUCUAAUACAUUAAUUUUCCUACAUCAGUUGCACAAAGGACUGUAGAAAGAUUUAAGCAAUCUUGCCGUUUUAGGAUUAAAUGCAAUAUUCCAGGUGUUCUUUGCAAUAACAGGACUCUUUGAGUACUUCUAGCGUGUAAAAAUUAGUGACGUUCUUUUAAUGUAAUUGGUGACAAUGUCACACAAUUAAUGCCAUUGAAAAGGCUGACAGAUACAGCUGGGAGUUGUGAGCACUCUGCCGCGAGACUUAAGCGGUGCACAGUGUACAUUAUCGUUUUUCCCUUGUGUGACCACCACACACGCAUGAUCUCGUGAAUGCAUUUUGGAUGGUGCGAAAUGUACGUGUUUGCCAAGAGGUUUUGUGAAAAGAAUAAAGAUUGACUUGCUUGUCUAAUA
This is a messenger RNA of Microcebus murinus (gray mouse lemur), 1987 nucleotides long. RefSeq names its product carboxypeptidase E (gene CPE). Lineage: Eukaryota; Metazoa; Chordata; Mammalia; Primates; Cheirogaleidae. The record is from RefSeq and is a predicted model, not a curated record. Gene Ontology annotation, molecular function: zinc ion binding; metallocarboxypeptidase activity. Gene Ontology annotation, biological process: protein processing; peptide metabolic process.